Messenger RNA from Sardina pilchardus (European sardine), 1453 nucleotides. Its product is annotated as oxygen-dependent coproporphyrinogen-III oxidase, mitochondrial-like. Bases 25 to 1026 code for a protein of 333 amino acids. Gene Ontology annotation, cellular component: cytoplasm. NCBI's taxonomy places the organism in Eukaryota, Metazoa, Chordata, Actinopteri, Clupeiformes, Clupeidae. The record is from RefSeq and is a predicted model, not a curated record. Gene Ontology annotation, molecular function: coproporphyrinogen oxidase activity. The transcript is spliced from 7 exons.
CAACACAGACUCAGAGGUUUGAUCAUGGAGGCGAUGACUGAGGAAAAGAUUCUCUCUUUCUUCCAGGGCUGCAUCCCCACUGACUUCAGCUCCAGAACCCAGACUCAGGCCGACCGCAUCCUUCGCCUGUAUGCCAAGGUCCGGGAGGAGCUGUUGCAGGAGCUGCAGAAGAUCGAGGGGGCGGAUUUCAAACUGGACACCUGGAAGCGUGCGGAAGGUGGUGGAGGUGUAAUGUCCGUAAUCACAGAGGGGGAAGUGCUGUCAAAAGCAUUCGUGGAUAUUUCCAUAGUAACCGGGAAGGUCCCUAAAGCUGCCGUCAAACAUCUGCAUCAAGCCGCCAAGAUUACCACUGAUGAAACUUUCACAGAAGACUACACUUUCCUGGGCCUCUCCAUUGUCUGCAUUGUUCACGCCAAGAACCCCCAUGUCCCGGCAGGUCACUUAAACCUGCGUGUGGCAGUGAUGAAACUCAAUGAUGGUGCUGAGGUGGGCUGGUGUGGCGGUGUGAUGGACAUCCAUCCUUCCUAUCUGGUGCCAGAAGACGUAACCCAUUUCCACAAGACUCUGAAAGAUAUGUGUGACAAACACGAUGCCAGCUACUACCCACGCUUCAAGAAGUGGUCUGACGAGUACUUCUUCAUCCCACAUCGAGGAGAACGUCGCGGUCUCGGAGGAAUCUUCUUUGAUAAUCUGAUGUCUCAGGAAGAGGGAAACUUCAGCUUCCUGGAAUCCUGCGCCGACGCCUUCCUCCCAGCCUACCUUCCAAUUCUAAAGGCCCACAUGUGUGAUACCUACAGUGACCAGGAGAUGGCAUGGAAGCAACUUCGAAACAGCAGGUACACCGAGUUCAAUCUGAUGUAUGGUGAAGGCAUGAAGUUUGGUCUCAAGCUCUCAGGAUUCCAGACGGAGACCCUGUUUGCCACAGUGCCUCUCACAGCCAUGUGGGGCUACAAGUCGGACCCUGAGCCAGGCAGCAGAGAGGAUGAGCUGGUGCAGGUGCUGCGCUGUCCUCGGGAGUGGGCCUGAAAACAAUCACACUCCUGCUGCCAUGGUUACCUUCACAAUGCCAACCACACAGCUGUGGUGAAAUACCAAAGCGUUAUAGUUAUGGUUAUGGUUACUGUAUUUAGCUGACACUUUAUUUUACUUGGCGAACAGUUUUCACCAAGUCGAACCCAAUUUUCACAUCUAAUUUUACUAUUUACUAUUUUUCUGCUGUAUUUAAUUCAGUCUUUCCUCAAGCCAUCCACAUCCUGAACAACAAACAUGAAACUUUUUAGAUUACCUCGACCUGCAAUACUACACUGACACACACUGCGCUAUUUACCCUGUUCAGACAUCUAUUUUGAUUUCUUUCUUUAUCUUUAUAGUAGUUUGUGUAGUUUCCCACCUAUGCAUGGGAAAGUCGAGCAACAACAACAGAACCUCUAUGUCUGAGACAAAUAAAAAUGUA